CGUCAACGAUAAUGUACAGAUGGUAUAGCAUCAAAGCUCAACAGUCGCCACUUUGCUGUCGGUGCUGAAGAAGAAGAUCGAGAAUGAGGCUAGAGUUGAGGCUGAAGUCUGUAGUACCUGUCACCUGGAUGUUGCUUGUCACGUGCACACCAGUCCACAGUCACUGCCCAGACAAGUGGAGUGCCUUUGGUGGCAAGUGCUACAUCUUAAGUCCAUCCUUCCAAACUUGGUCUGAAUCUUUUAAAGCAUGCGGAAAGAUUCGCGGCCAUUUUAUUAAGAUAAAUUCAGCCGCGGAGAAUGAUUUGGUGAGGCAACUCAUCAGCCCUAACUAUACUCACUGGGCGUGGCUACCGAUACACGAUUUGAAUAAGGAGGGAUUGUGGGAGCAAGCCAAGUCGAAGAAACCAUUGGUGUACCAUAACUGGGCCGUCGGAGAACCAAACCAAAACGGCGACGAGGACUGCGGGGCGAUGGCUGCCGACGGGUUGUGGAAUGACCUCUCGUGUGACCUCUUCCUUCCUGCUGUCUGUCAGCGAGGUAUUAUCAAGAUGUGAUGGAAGGGAAACGAAGCACAACUCAACACUGAGGUCACGUGUGACAACAGCUAUAGCGACAUCUACAUGACACCCAACGAAGGCUUCAAAGUCCAUCUUUCCUCCUUUGUUCUCUUUAAAUGUUGUUGUGUAUUAAAAUCUGUGAUCAUAA
This is a messenger RNA of Pomacea canaliculata, 705 nucleotides long. RefSeq names its product C-type lectin domain family 4 member M-like. Gene Ontology annotation, molecular function: signaling receptor activity. The transcript is spliced from 5 exons. Lineage: Eukaryota; Metazoa; Mollusca; Gastropoda; Architaenioglossa; Ampullariidae. The record is from RefSeq and is a predicted model, not a curated record. The coding region runs from base 84 to 554 and encodes 156 amino acids.